Molecule: messenger RNA, 1918 nt
Organism: Lethenteron reissneri (Far Eastern brook lamprey)
Lineage: Eukaryota; Metazoa; Chordata; Hyperoartia; Petromyzontiformes; Petromyzontidae
Product: zinc finger protein 608-like
Biological process (GO): regulation of transcription by RNA polymerase II
Cellular component (GO): nucleus
Source: RefSeq, a predicted model, not a curated record
CCGCUUGUGCUGUCCCGUGGCAGACUGCUGCUGGCUUGCAAGACGGACUCCGCAUGACUCCUCGGGGCAGUGCGGCGUAGGAGCUGUCGGUGCUGGAGCUUCUUCUUCUGCUGCUGCUGGUGGUGCUCGGUGGCGGUGGUGGUGGUGGUGGAACACCGGCUGAAGGAUCAGUGGGAGCAACCACAACAGCAGCAGCUGGUGGUGGUGCUGCCCGUGCUGGUGGUGGUGUUGUCACCACAGGUGAUUGGUGGUGGUGGAACAGCGGAGGAGAGAUCGGCGCAAGCGGCAGCGGCAGGUGGAAGAGGCGGUGUUGGUGCUGGUGUUGUUGCUGCUGCUGGUGGUGGUCUUUGCUGCUGGUAGUGGUGCUACUGGUGGUGGUGCUGCUGGUGGCUGAGGAGCAUCACCAGGGGGAAGGGGGGGAGGUGGAGGAGGAGGUGGAGGAGGAGGAGGGGAGAUAGCUGCAGCUGCUUCGGCGGCGGUGGUGGUGGUGGUGAGCGGCAGGAGCAGGAGGAGGGUGUUCCAGCCCUCGGAGGUCGGCGAGGGCAGAUGCCGUGUUGUUGGCGGCCGCGCUUUCGGCUCGGGCUGGACGUCGGCCGGAGCGCCCUGGGGCCCGCCUCGGGAAAUGUCCGCUUCGACGAGCGGCUCGGCGCCUAACCCCGCCGCCGGCCCGGACGCGUACGACAGCGGCGAUGACUGGGAGAUCGGCGUCGGCGAUCUGAUCAUCGACCUGGACGCAGACCUCGAGAAGGAUCGGCAGAAGAUGGAGCUCAAGCCUCACGGGGCCAAGCACGAAGCGCUGGCGGCCACGGCCACCCCGGCGGUGGCGGCGCUAGCGGCGGGGAACGCCUCCACGGCCACACCGGUGGCCGCGGUGGCGCGCGGCCUCGGAAAGUUCAGCGCCUCCGGACAGAGCCCCAAGGAGAUGGGGGCCACCGCGAACAACGCCGCCGGCGCCACCGCCACCGGCGGCGGCGGAAGCGGCAGCAGCAAGAGCAAGUCCAAACGGAGCAAGGCCUCCAAGGAGAACGGAAAGUCCCCACCGGUGCUGGUGGCCACAGGGCCGCCGCCGGCGCCGCUCGGCAACGGGGUGGCCGAGAAGCCGGAGCCGGGCCACGGGGGGCCCUCGGCCCGGCCGCCCCCGGCCGGCGCCUCCUCCGCCGCUGGGCCGCAGGCGCCGUCGGUCGCGGCCUCCGGCCCGGCCUCGGCGGCGACGGCGGCGACGGCGGUGGCCGCCGCUUCGCCGGCCUCCGCCCGGGCCAAGGAGGAGAGCCGGUCUCCCGCCAAGAGCCGCAGCGGCUCCAAGAAGAGCGGGAGGGACCACCAGCCCGGGGCCUGCGCCGUCAAGGGCAAGAAGGAUGGCAAGAAGCACGGCCCCGCCGCCCUGGGCCAGAAGGGUCCCGGGGCCGCCGGAGGAUUCCCCGGCGGUCUGGGCCCCUUUGGAUUAAGUGUCAAGGGAAGCCCCUUUCACUUUGUGUUCCAAGGCACGGCCGAUGCCAAGAAGGACUGCGCGGGCCCCAAUUGCGUGAGCGAGACCCCCGCCGGAGGAGGGGCCGUGGGGCCCAGGGCCAUGGAGGGGAGACGGGAGGUGAAGGACGUGGCCGGUGGUGGUGGUGGUGGAGGAGCAGGAGCAUCUUCGCCAGCGUCCAAACGGAUUAAAACCGAAAAGGUAUGGAACGGACGAGCGAGCGCGCCAAAAAUCGCCGCGUCGUUUCUGUCUUGUCUGUCGUCACGUGGAUCGGUUUAUUGAUUUGAUGUGCUGCUUGAUUGCUUGAUUGAUGGGCUGCUUGAUUGAUGGGUUGCACUAGUUAACGGAAUCGGCGCUCCGUUGCGAGUUCUCUCCCAGUUGACGGUGAUCCCCGCGUUAAACCGAUUGGCCGCUGCUCGCGGGGAGAGGAGAGAGAGAGAGCGAGCCAGAGAC